CCCGGCCGUGAGGUUCAGCGCACUGCACUCUUCUUGCUUACUGCGCGAAAUUCAUCACUUUGUUCGUGGAUGCCAAUCGAGCAAGUAGUCCUUAGCAGCCGUUAGCCUGUCGUUUGUUUUGUCUUGCGUAUAUUAUUGAGAGGCGCAGUCGAGUUUGUUUUGAUUGACACUCCGAGUGAAAACAAUGGUGGACCGUGGCCGAAUCUGUGGCUUAUUCGUUUUCCGACGCAAGGGAGAUUCCAUCGAGUACUUACUGGUGCAAAAACCUAAAAAAGGUUCCUGGGGCCCACCCAAAGGACGCGUCGAUCCCGGCGAAACCGACAUGGAGACUGCUCUCAGAGAAACCGAGGAAGAGGUCGGUUACGAUAAAAACGAUUUGAAAAUAUACGAGGACACCAGAAGGGAGGUUCACAUCGUGUCGAAGCGCAAGGACAAAAUUGGCGUGUUUUGGAUCGCGGAGCUCAUCGAUGCCCAAAAAGAAGUCCGUAUCGACCCAGCGGAGCAUAGUGGUUUCAAGUGGUUAUCUCCGCAAAAUACGCAGCGAUUAAUUCUCGAUUACUUGAAAUCUUUAUUCAGUGAUUUUGAUCAAUUUGUUCGUGAGAAAUUGUUAACCUCUACGGAUUAAGUUAAUAAAGUUGAAAUAUCAGUUCAA
Messenger RNA from Trichogramma pretiosum, 652 nucleotides. RefSeq names its product bis(5'-nucleosyl)-tetraphosphatase [asymmetrical]-like. Gene Ontology annotation, biological process: ATP biosynthetic process; AMP biosynthetic process. Bases 185 to 625 code for a protein of 146 amino acids. Gene Ontology annotation, molecular function: bis(5'-nucleosyl)-tetraphosphatase (asymmetrical) activity. The transcript is spliced from 2 exons. Lineage: Eukaryota; Metazoa; Arthropoda; Insecta; Hymenoptera; Trichogrammatidae. The record is from RefSeq and is a predicted model, not a curated record.